AUGGAAUUUCAUGCCCUUGACAAACUAUGGACCAUAUGGUAUCAUUCGAAGCUGCCCACGUCCAAAUUUCCAAAAGGGGAAACGGUCGUUGAUGACGAGCUCACCAGGAAACGCGAUCUCUAUCUCUCAACAGCCCACGAAGUACAGUUUCCCCAGAUCCACACCAACGGCGUGGAAAAGUCAAGCGAAUGCGACUCAGUUGAGCAAAUGUGGCAAGUUCUAUCUAACUUGAAACCCCCUAGUGAGCUCGGAUUCAACUCGGAGAUAAUGGUCUUUCAAAAAGGCGUCCAGCCCAUAUGGGAAGAUCCAGCCAAUGCCCAUGGAGGAAAGCUGGUGAUCAAGUUUUUGCGCAAACAAAGUGAGAUGGACGUCGAGGCGGUGAAAUUCCAGCGGCAGCGGUGCUCGUUGGUCUGGGAGCGACUAGUUCUGAGAUGUCUGGGCAACUCGCUGUUCAGGCAUCCAAUAGUGAAUUUUGAGGAAGUCAGUGAGGAAAUAGUCGGGAUCGUUCUGAGUGUGCGGCACGAUGAAGAUAUCAUAAGCAUAUGGAACCGAAAUUUGGUGGAAGAUCAGGUGGUGGAGAUAGACGAAACCGAAGAUUUCGGGCCUCCCAGACUCAGAAGCGGACCCUUUGCCAGUGUCUUCAAGCAUUUGGUGCUUUGGGAGAUAGCCCAGUGUACAGGUACAUUAUUGGAGCAAACUCAGAUCAAGUUGCAGUCAAAAUGGGUCCUGGUAAGAUACAGACUUCAUUCUGAUUGGGAUGAUCCUCACCAUUCGCACCAACGGCACUAUCACAAUAAUCAUCACCAGAAUGGAUUCCACAAACGCGGUCGUGGUGGACGGACUGUGAACCGUACUCACCACGAAGAAUCCACAGAUACGGUAUCUUUCGCGAACCUUGGACGGAGCCGGCGCGGGAUUGACGAACUCAAGGGUGGUGAGCCGAGCGGGUUGUUGGCAUCGAGGAGGAGGAAAGAGAGAUCAGGUGAGGACAAUGUAGACUAG
Kuraishia capsulata CBS 1993 is the source of this 1002-nucleotide messenger RNA. RefSeq lists its product as uncharacterized. The transcript has a single exon. NCBI's taxonomy places the organism in Eukaryota, Fungi, Ascomycota, Pichiomycetes, Pichiales, Pichiaceae. The coding region runs from base 1 to 1002 and encodes 333 amino acids. Gene Ontology annotation, molecular function: RNA 7-methylguanosine cap binding; translation initiation factor activity. The record is from RefSeq and is a predicted model, not a curated record. Gene Ontology annotation, cellular component: eukaryotic translation initiation factor 4F complex. Gene Ontology annotation, biological process: translational initiation.